This is a messenger RNA of Hypanus sabinus (Atlantic stingray), 4954 nucleotides long. RefSeq names its product villin 1 (gene vil1). Bases 27 to 2507 code for a protein of 826 amino acids. NCBI's taxonomy places the organism in Eukaryota, Metazoa, Chordata, Chondrichthyes, Myliobatiformes, Dasyatidae. The transcript has 19 exons. The record is from RefSeq and is a predicted model, not a curated record. Gene Ontology annotation, biological process: barbed-end actin filament capping; actin filament severing; actin polymerization or depolymerization. Gene Ontology annotation, molecular function: actin filament binding; phosphatidylinositol-4,5-bisphosphate binding. Gene Ontology annotation, cellular component: cytoplasm; actin cytoskeleton.
UUUGAAGGUGAGCCACACAGAACACCAUGCCGGACCUGCCCGCGAACAUCACCAAGAGCCUGAAGAAGACCACGCCUGGCAUUCAAAUAUGGCGAAUCGAGAAAAUGGUGAUGGUUCCUGUUCCUCAGAGGUCAUAUGGAAACUUUUACGAUGGGGAUUGUUACAUCCUGUUUGCAACUCACAAAAGGAGAGGCUCCUUCAACUACGACAUUCACUUCUGGGUCGGAGAGAACUCGAGCCAGGAUGAGCAGGGAGCAUCUGCCAUCUAUACGGUGCAGAUGGACGAUUACCUCGGAGGGGUGGCCAUACAGCACCGCGAGGUCCAGGGAUAUGAGUCCCAGAAGUUCAAGGGUUAUUUCAAGAAGGGCUUUAUCUACAAGAAGGGAGGUGUUGCCUCUGGAUUCCAGCAUGUGGAGACCAACACGUACAACGUGCAGAGGCUGCUUCAUGUCAAGGGGAAGAAGAAUGUCUGUGCUACUGAGGUCGAGAUGAGUUGGAAGAGUUUCAACCAAGGAGACGUCUUCCUGCUGGACUUGGGGAAGCUCAUCGUGCAGUGGAAUGCCCCACUGAGUAAUCACAUGGAACGUCUGAAGGGAAUGCAACUGGCCAAGGACAUCCGUGACCGCGAGCGAGCGGGACGGGGACAGAUCGCCGUGGUGGACGGCCAGGACGAGGCUGCCUCUCCAGAGCUGAUGAAACUCAUGAACUUCAUGCUCGGUGACAAGAAGGAGAUAAAGGCAGCGACUCCAGAUAAGGUGGUGGAUCUGGAGCAGAAGAGAGCAGUCAAACUGUACAGUGUGACCGACGCCCAGGGAAACCUGAUUGUCCACGAAGUGGCCUCUCGACCUCUGACCCAGGACUUGCUCAAGAGUGGCGAGUGCUACAUCAUAGACCAGGGCGGAGUUAAGAUCUUUGUGUGGAAGGGGAAGAACUCUUCGCAGCAUGAACGAGAGGCUGCUCUAACCAGAGCCAUAGGCUUCAUUAAAGCCAAGGGCUACAAUGCGCAUGUGAAUAUCGAGUUGGAGAAUGAGGGUGCAGAGUCCGCACUGUUCAAACAGCUCUUUCAGAAGUGGAUGGUGAAGUACCAGACUGUUGGCCUGGGCAGAACCCACAACGUUGGUAAAAUCGCCAAAGUGGAGCAACUGAAAUUUGAUGCUACUUUGAUGCACGCCAAUCCUGAGACAGCAGCUCAUGAGAUGAUGGUGGACAAUGGCUCCGGGGAAGUUGAGGAGUGGCGUGUGGAGGACCAAGAACUCGUGCCAGUUGAGAAGAGGUGGCAUGGAUUCCUUUACAGCAAGGAGUGUUACCUGAUCCUGUACACUUACCAAGUCAACAACAAAAACCGCUACAUCCUGUACAUCUGGCAGGGCAAACAUGCAAGUCAAGGAGAUAUCGCUGCCUCGGCCUUUCAGGCUGUCAUUAUUGACCAACAGUACAAUGGUGAGGCUGUACAGGUCCGAGUAACCAUGGGCAAAGAACCAAAACACUUGAUGGCCAUCUUCAAGGGGAAACUUGUAGUCUUUGAGGGAAGCAGUUCAAGGACUGAGGAUUAUGAGUCAGAGGACCUCGGCAGUCUCUUCCAGGUUUCUGCCAAGAAUGAGUACAAUACUAAAGCAUUUGAGGUCCCAGUACGCUCCUCCUCCCUCAACUCCAAUGAUGUCUUUCUGCUCAAGACCAAUAGCCAGUGCUACCUCUGGUACGGGAAGGGCUGCAGCGGUGAUGAGAGAGAAAUAGCCAAAACGGUGGCUGCCACCAUCUCCAAGAGAGACAAGCAGAAUGUAUAUGAAGGCCAGGAGCCUGCUGAAUUUUGGGUAAUCCUCGGAGGAAAAGGACCAUACGCCAGCAGUAAGAGGUUACAAGAUGAGUACCAGGAUGUCAGUCCCCGCCUCUUUGAAUGCUCCAAUCAGACGGGGCGCUUCAUUGCCACGGAAAUCACUGACUUCACUCAGGAUGACCUUGAUGAUGAUGAUGUCAUGCUUCUGGACACCUGGGAUCAGAUUUUCCUGUGGAUUGGUAAUGAGGCCAAUGAAACAGAGAAGAAAAACUCAAUUACACUUGCACAGGAAUAUCUCAGCACCCACCCGAGCAACCGAGACCUUGGAACCCCCAUACUCAUUAUCAAACAAGGCUUUGAGCCCCCAACAUUCACUGGAUGGUUCAUGGGAUGGGACCAGCACCUUUGGACUGAUGGAAAAUACGAGGAGCUGAAGAGCGGACUAGAUGAUACGCGAAUUGUUGAUGAACUGAUGAAUGACGUGAAAGAAAUGAAAAUAUCUUACAGCUAUGGUAGCACGUCCGUGGCUAACGAAUCCCAGCAGACUUAUGCACCAGAGCAGCUGAUAAACAAGGUCGCUGAGGAGCUGCCUCCCGGAGUAGACCCAACCAAAAAGGAGGAGUACCUAUCCGAUGCUGACUUUGAGAAGGUUUUUGAAGUGUCGCGGAUAAAAUUCAAUGCGAUGCCAGAGUGGAAGCAGAAGAACCUGAAGAAAGCAAAGGGAUUGUUUUAAGCACACAACCUGCCCAGCAGGCCCAUCUGGAACUGAUGCAAUUUUUUGUUAUAUAAACUAAAUAAUUCUGAGGUGUUGAUUAUCAACCUUUGUAAAGAGCAAAGCACUCCUGCCAAAUCCAUUGGUACAUGUAAGUCACUGUGAGCGAAUUUUGGUCUUAGCAGAAAUGUCUGCGACAGUGAAGUGACCAACCAUUCAGCCUCUUUGAGAUCCAAGUUGAUAACAAGCUGCAAUUCCCAAUUACAGUUCAAAGUAUUAUCAAAAUGUGCAUAUGAGUCAUUUUCUUGUGGGCAUUCAUAGUACAGUGGAUGCAAUGAAAAACUACACCGACAAACAGCCAAUGUACAAAAGAAGACAAACUGUGCGAAUACAAAAAAAACAUAAGCACACAGAUAAACAAACAAACAAAUAGAAUUAAAAAUAUGAGUUGUAGAGUCCUUGAAAGUGAGUCCACAGGUUGAAGAAUCAAUCAGUGUUGAGGUGAGUGAACAGUUCAUUGGAGCCACAAGAGUGGCUCUCUAGUGAACCCAUAUCAGAAUCAGGUUUAUUAUCACUGACCUAUGUCAUGAAAUUUGUUGUACUGUAGCAGCAGUACAGUGCAAUACAUAAAUUAUUCUGUAAAUUACAAUAAGAAAUUGUGCAAAAUGAGAGCCAAAUUAGUGAGGUCAUGUUCAAGGGUUCAUUGUCCAUUCAGGAAUCUGAUGCCAGAGGGGAAGAAGCUGUCCCUGAAACAUUGAGUGUGGGUCUCCAGGCUCCUGUACCUCCUCCUUGAUGGUGGGUAGUAAUGAGAUGUGGGCAUGACCUGUUGAGGGUCUUUAAUGAUGGAUGUUGCCGUCUUUAGGCAGAACUGAAGCCUGCUAUUAGUGGAGCACCAAGUUAAAGUAUUUAAUGCAUAAACCUGUCCCAAAGCUUUUACUGAUGUGCAUUUUCAAACUAUGGCAAUAUAAUUGUCAGCUCAAAAGUUCAAUGUAAAUUUAUCAUCAAAAUUAGCAUUUGAGAUUCAUUUUCUUGCAGGCAUUUACAGGAAAAUAAGUACAAUAGAAUUUCUGAAGAGCUAUAAAUAAAGACUGACCAACAACCAAUAUGCAAAAGGGGACAAAUUGGGCAAAUAAUUUAAAAAGUAAAUAAGUAACACUAAAUUGUGGAGUCCGGGAAAGUGAGUCGAUAGGUUGUGGAGUCAGUUUGGCAUUGAGGUGAGUGAAGGUAUCCAUGCUGGUUCAGGAGCCUGAUGGUUGGAGGGUAAUAACUGUUCCUGAAGCUGGUGGUGUGAGACCCAAGACGCCUGUAGCUCCUGCCCGAUGGCAGCAGUGAGAAGAGAGCAUGGCCUGGGUGAUGGGGUCCUUGAUGAUGGAUGCUGCUUUCUUGUGGCAGUACUCCUUGUCAAUGUGCUUAAUGGUGGGAGGGCUUUGCUGAUGAUUAGGAAAAAAUAGCUGUAGAUUCCCAGAGUUUAACACAUGCUCCCAUUUUAUCUGCAAUCAGUCAAGUAAAAUAUAUGAAAAUUGGGGUCCUAGUUAACUUGCUGAAUGUACAACCACUGCCAGUGGCAGUUUCAGAAAAGGGCUUUAAAACUGCAACUAUUGUGACAGUUACACUCAAUGCUAGGUUAGAAAGAAUACAAUCCAGUUAACUAAGAGAUGUUCCUACCCUUUUGAUAAAACAUUGCGGAAUCACUGAACACGUCCAUGAAUUUCAAUUUCUCACUCCUCCCCCUCUCUUUUUCCAUUCCCCAUUCCAACUCCCCUCUUAUCCUUUCUCUUCUUCUCAUCUUACACUGUCUACUGGCGUUGUAUUUUCUCUAACUGUAGCACUUUAUUCUGAAUAUCGAUUUCUCUAAGUUCUGGUAAUUUCUUUCCCCCCCCCCCCGCUCUCUUUUUCUAUUUCCCAUUCUGGCUCCCUACUCACCUCUUCUCUUCUCCUUAUCUGCCUAUCACUUCUCUCUGAUGCCCCUCCUCCUUCCCUUUCUCCCAUGGUCCACUCUCCUCUCCCAUCAAAAUCCUUCUUCUUCAGCCCUAUCCACCUUCCACCUAUCACCUCCCAGCUUCUUAUUUCAGUCCCUCCUCACCUGCCAGUUUGUAACCCUCCCCUCCUUCUUAUUCUGGCUUCUGCAACUUCCUUCACAGUCCUGUUGCAUCGUCAGCUCUUCAUUCCCUUUCAUAGAUGCUGCCCGACCUGCUGAGUUCUUUCAGUACUUUGUGUUACUUUCAGUGUUAGAUGUCUUUCAACACACUGUUGUAGUGUGGACAACUCAUGGACUACUGCCACUCAUCUAGCUCCUUUUUAAUGGCUAAAUAGUGUUUGAAAUUGAGAUCAAUGUCUCAUCUGAGAGUGAAAGCAAGUUUAAUUGUACAAUAGCCAGUGAAAAAUUUUCUGCAUCAGUCCAACCUUUGAAUAGAGUAUUUAGAAGAAGUGUUGAUUGUAAAAGCUUUCUGUGUGCCCGAUGAAUUGUU